Messenger RNA from Cucurbita maxima (winter squash), 1096 nucleotides. RefSeq names its product CASP-like protein 5A2. Gene Ontology annotation, cellular component: plasma membrane. NCBI's taxonomy places the organism in Eukaryota, Viridiplantae, Streptophyta, Magnoliopsida, Cucurbitales, Cucurbitaceae. The record is from RefSeq and is a predicted model, not a curated record. The transcript has 4 exons. The coding region runs from base 308 to 844 and encodes 178 amino acids.
UGACCGAUCAACGACUAUUGUUAUAAACCCUUCGUCGCCGGUCUGCGCUUGCCGUUUCGAUCGAAGAACUAACGACCUAUGAUUCUCCGAUUCGUCCCUUCCGGUUGGAUAAUUCCAUAAUCAAGUGAACCAGAGAAGAAUUUUGAAUCUUAGAAUUAUUGGAUUCGUUUGAUUGUUACUGUUUUUUUUAUCUAGGGCGAAAAACGGCAGGAUCAGAGGCUGAUUUCGGUGGAUACCUGGGAUGUGAUCGACGAAUUAAGGAGUAUAUGUUCGAAGGAGAAAUGAAUUGAUUGCAUUGUUGGGAGAGAUGAGCGCGAGCUCUGCGUCAAUUCAUCCUGUGGAGGAAACACCGGCGACCGAUGUCGGAGACGUUGCACCGAUUGUGAGUAUGAAGAACAUAGAGGGCAUGCCCGGCACUCGCGGUGGUCUCGCCCUUCGCUGCUUCCAGUUAGGGUUCGCCUCUGCUGCUUUUGGUAUCAUGGCCGCCUCCAGCGACUUCGCUUCUGUCUCUGCAUUUAGCUACCUUGUCGCAGCUGCCGGUUUGCAGGGCUUAUGGAGUUUUUUCCUAGCAGUUAUUGACAUUUAUGCUCUUUUAGUGAAGCGGAACUUGCAUAAUCGUCCAAUUGUUACUUUUUUUGCUGUAGGUGAUGGGAUCACCACCACGCUCACAUUUGCAGCAGCAUGUGCUUGUGCGGGCAUCACAGUCCUAAUAGACAACGACCUCGACCUUUGUUCGGUGAACAAGUGUGUGCAGCUUCAAUCAGCAACUGCAAUGGCAUUCCUCUGCUGGCUCACCACAUUGCCUUCAUUUUUCUUCAACUUCUGGUCACUUGCAUCAAGAUGAAAGGAAUGUAGAAUCCAAUGCUGCUGUCUUAAAAAAAGGUGGAUUUUUUGUGUCGCUUCCUCCGGAUGUCCUGUGCACUAAUUGAAAAUACAAACGUUUUGUCAUUAUCUCUCGUGUGUAUUAUGGGAAAGAAUCAUUUACCCAUUGUGAGCUUCAUAAGCGUACAUGUUUCUUAGUCUUGGAUUGAACAGAACGACAUUCUUCUCGUUGUGGCCUUAUUAGGUGGAAUAUUGUGAAACUCUGUCGAGUAAA